AGCGUUGUGAGCCUCUCAUUUGGUGUAAGUUGGUUACAUUAGCAAGGAGAAAAGAAGGGAGGAACUCAAAACAAAGCUCUCUAUCUAAUCCUCUUUCUCCAUCCCCGCCGGAGACGCAGCACAAAUCUCCCUGCAAAACAAAUCAAUAACUUAUAAUAAUUACAAUAUGCAGAAUCAAAUGACCACCAUUAGCACCCCCAUUCCUAAUCACCCCCACACUCGCACAACAUUCACCACUGCUAAUAACCUUAAUCAUAACUAUAGUACUAAGCGCAUUAACAAUAACAACAACAACAACAAUAACAAGAACGUUCUUCUUCGUGUCAACGGUGCAGGCCAAGCUUGUGCUGCAUGCAAAUAUCAACGUCGGAAGUGUGCUCCCGACUGCGUUCUUGCCCCUUAUUUUCCUCAUGAUCGCCAACGCCAAUUCCUCAACGCGCAUAAAUUGUUUGGGGUAAGCAACAUUACCAAGAUUAUUCGACACUUAGAUCAACCUCUCAAAGACGAAGCCAUGCGCACCAUCAUCUUCCAAUCUGACGUUCGUGCCAAUGACCCUGUUGGUGGUUGUUAUCGUAUCAUUCGAGACCUGCAACGCCACAUUGAUUAUUGCAAAGCGGAGCUAGAUAUCGUUCUUCAUCAACUCGCUUACUGCAGAGCACAGGCUGUUGCUGCUGCUGCCUCAGAACAACAGAUAUUAGCAGAUCAUCAUGCAACUGAGGAAUCAUUCACUGAAAAUAAUUGUGAUGGCGUCGUGAAUCAGGCAGAUCCGUUGGUGAAUAAUAAUGUAUCUUCGUAUGAUCAACAGACUGUAGACUACCAUCCUCAUAGUUAUUAUAAUCAUCCUAGUUGUCAGCAAGGUGAAGAUGAUCAGCAAUAUGAUGAAAUUCAAGAUGGCCAAUUAGAUUUAGCAGAUAUUAACUUCCCUUGGAGCUUGCAUGAACAAGAAUCCACGUAUACAUCGGCACCUAAUUCUUUGAUGAAGCAACUUUCUGUUCAUGACCAAUGUGACAAUAUCAAGCCUAUUCUGGAGGGAAUUACAGGUUUUGGAGAAGAAGGCCUAAGUUUCGAACAUGACCAAGCUUUUGAUCAACACAGCUAUUCAACAAGGGAACAUAGUCCCAUCGAAGGAAGAGGGUGAAUCCUUUCCACAUGCUCGAAGAUCAAGAUCUAAAGGUGCUGCUACUCUGUUUACCUUCACAAACUGCACUUCGCUGAAUUUUUGUAGUAGAGAGAUCCGCAAGAGGAAAUUUCUUUUGAGUCAACUGACUUCACAAUUUUGCCCGAACUCCCAAUGAGCAGUGCAUAUUUUGUUCUUCCUUUCUUUUAAGUGCCAAACAAUCAAUCGGUAUGCAAAACUAGCUACCAAUUGGUCUGCAGGGGUCUUCACUCAUCGUAAAUUCAUGCAGUUGGAAUCCAUAUGGUUUUACUGAAAAGCAAAGGCACAUAUGCUUAGACAUGUGACAAUAAAUUGGCAGUACUAGAAAUUAGAUUUGCUUAUUUACUUCUGAUUUCAUGAGUCAAAUGAUAGUGGUGGUGUA
Nicotiana attenuata is the source of this 1538-nucleotide messenger RNA. RefSeq names its product LOB domain-containing protein 22-like. The transcript is spliced from 2 exons. The record is from RefSeq and is a predicted model, not a curated record. Lineage: Eukaryota; Viridiplantae; Streptophyta; Magnoliopsida; Solanales; Solanaceae. The coding region runs from base 167 to 1138 and encodes 323 amino acids.